Coccinella septempunctata (seven-spotted ladybird) is the source of this 1050-nucleotide messenger RNA. RefSeq lists its product as uncharacterized. NCBI's taxonomy places the organism in Eukaryota, Metazoa, Arthropoda, Insecta, Coleoptera, Coccinellidae. Bases 1 to 1050 code for a protein of 349 amino acids. The transcript has a single exon. The record is from RefSeq and is a predicted model, not a curated record.
AUGCGCGCACAUUAUAUUGCUCAGUAUCUUGCUGCACAGUCUGACAGGACAUAUAGACAGCUUCUACUGGAAACUUGGAGGGAUAUGUACCCGACCAGACCAGCCAACGUCCAGCUGCUCUCGAAUCGUGUGAGAUGGAUUCUUGCUAACCAGAAGCUGUCUCAGGCCGAACUUGAUAGAAUCGAGAAUACUUGCUUUCCGACUAUUCAGCUCACUGUUGAACAGCCAGUCGAGGCUCGUAGGUCGUCGGUACGGGUGAGAAGGAGUGGUCUUUUUGAGAACAGGGGGCAGAAUGAUGAGGUGGAGAGAGCGUUUCUACGUAAUCUGAUGAGCUACUCGGGAAUGACGCCAGAAUGUAGACCAAGAAUACCUAAGCUCGAUUACUCGAAAGCGGUCCUUGAAAGUCUUCAAUCGCUGAACACAACUCUCCCGAAACAUCUGAAUAAUGUGAAAACAUUGGAGCAGGUGGUAAGCGUAGUAUAUGCCGGAGCCGCCACUAUAUGCGAGAAGAAUGGACAAAAGCUCCAACAACGUAAUGCCCAUCAUCAUACGAUGGAGUCCUCAAUCCCCCCUUGGAAAGCCCGGCUGCAAAGGGAGAUAACAAGGUUAAGGAAAAAAAUUGGUAUUAUCCAUACUUACCUGAGCAACCCCGCACCGUCAACUAGAGUGGUCAAAGCGGUCCGAAAGGUGGCCUCUGAAUUCCGUAUUAAACGACGGGAUCCCAUGUUCGGGGAAAAGAUCUCGCUUAGGUGUGACACUAUGAAACAAAAAAUAAAAGUGUUAGGGCUUCGUAUUCGCUACAAUGAGAAGGUAAAGCGACAUAACAACAACAGACUUUUUUUCAAGAACCAAAAACAGUUCUUCCGGAACCUCGAACAGGAAAAAGAACAUGUGGAGGGCCAUCUCGACUCUAAAACCGCCCACCAGUAUUGGAGUAAGAUCUGGUCCGAAAACGUUACCUACGACGAUCAAGCGUACUGGAUAGAAGAGGCACAGGAGACAAUCCCACGAGCACAAAUGCAGGACCUAAGAAGCGGCAGACAUAACUGA